AUGAUGUGGUACUUAUGUAGGGUGAAUUGUUCCGACGGUAAAGGACGGCAAAGCAAUUCCUUUUUUGGACUUACACACAACCAUUGGUUUGUUUUUGUUAGAUUUUUAAACUCGCUAAAAUUUGCGUUUGUGGUGAUUGCGCUUCCUUAUGUGGGAUUUGUAUUUGCGUUUUGUGCGCGUGUUUGGAAUAGGAGUGCUUCCUUGUAUACAUAUUUUUCUGAAAAGAAGACAAGUGACAUCAUUGUGAACAAAAAGACAUAUACGAAAAUGUUGGGGAUGAGGAGUUACAUCGUAUUUGUUGCUGUGGUAACGCUGCAACAUAUCUGCGUCAAUUCAAAGGCGCAUGAAAACAACAUUGUGAAUGGAAAGGAAUUUGAAGCACUGUGUGGCUUUAUAAAUUUUGCACUGGAUACACAAACACCACAGGAUUUGGUGCUCAAAGUUGAGGAAGCAGAAGACAAAAUCUUGAGUGACACGUUUGCAGCUGGGGGGGAUGCGAAGGUUUCAAAGGAACUACAAGAGCUUAAACAAAAAGUGGAAACUUAUAAGGAACAACACAGUGAUUUAUGGAGCAGCUCCACGCCAACUAUUAUCCAGAAAAGUUUAACAGAAGCGCUGUAUGGCAACGGUAAUAAGCAGGUUGUAGUCAAGCACGUGCAAGGCAACAGGUCGGACGUAUGUGGCAGAGCUGGCGGACAGACGGGAAAGAAAGCAGGUGAGACGUUGGCGCUGGAUUUACUGUGCAUUUGCGCAGCAUCUGAUCAAGAUGAGGACGACGUUGUGACUUGCUGUAAUGGAUGCAACACCACUCAUGUAGGGGUAUGGGAGCCCCAACAAAACUCUCCCGCUCACUGGAAUUUGCUCCACCCUAAGUGCAGCAACGUGAAGAGAGAGAAAACUCGGCCACUUCAAGUGCUCUCAGCAGCGCUUCGUUUUUUUGUCAGCACCCUCAACACAACGUCAAACUCUUCAUCAGGUCCCAGAAACUUACUGGGUGCGCACGACGGGAGCGUAGAGCACGGUUGCAGCGGAGGAAUCUUGGACGGACAUGGCCGAUGCGUAAUAUAUCUCCCAAGACACGUCAGUGGAAGUGCGCCAACAAUUCCGUGGUAUCUAAAGUUGCAAGAAGCCGCAACCAAAAUGGAAGAACUAAUCCAAGCCGAGGAGUACCUCGUGAAGAUUCAAAACCAAGUAAACGAAUUGAAGAGGGAGGCACGACCUGUCCCAAAUAAUUCAAGCGAAAAAGAGAAGGACGAAUCCAAUAAUACUGAUGAUGGACUGGAGGGGAAAAAACCGACUACGUCUUCUAAAAGAGGAUGCUCUGGUUUCGAAAGCAAGGUGACUUGCCUGCAACAGAAGCCGCGGUGCGAAUGGAAUGGGACUGAGUGCGUGACUUCUAUAAGGAGAUUACUCACCUCCAGCGGUGUAAGCCGCCUCCCAGCACCACUUAAGUUAUUUUUUCUAGUUUUUUAA
Messenger RNA from Trypanosoma brucei brucei TREU927, 1473 nucleotides. RefSeq lists its product as hypothetical. The transcript has a single exon. The record is from RefSeq and is a predicted model, not a curated record. Bases 1 to 1473 code for a protein of 490 amino acids. Lineage: Eukaryota; Euglenozoa; Kinetoplastea; Trypanosomatida; Trypanosomatidae.